Aphidius gifuensis is the source of this 4217-nucleotide messenger RNA. RefSeq names its product RNA-binding protein 26 (gene swm). Bases 166 to 3567 code for a protein of 1133 amino acids. The transcript is spliced from 7 exons. The record is from RefSeq and is a predicted model, not a curated record. Gene Ontology annotation, molecular function: metal ion binding; RNA binding. NCBI's taxonomy places the organism in Eukaryota, Metazoa, Arthropoda, Insecta, Hymenoptera, Braconidae. Gene Ontology annotation, cellular component: nucleus. Gene Ontology annotation, biological process: mRNA processing.
AAUUUUUUUUUUUUCAGUUGUAUUGGUAUACAGAGCAUUUUCAGAAUGGCGACUAUCUUAAUUCAGUGAGCGAGUACUUAUUCCCGCCCAUAAAACGUGAUAAUUGUGACAUUAAAUAAACUUUAUAAUUUGUGUUAAUAAUAAUAUUAUAUUAUUUUUUAAAAAAUGAUUAUUGAUAAUCCAGAACAAUUCAAGGCAUGGCUAACUGCUGUUUUGGAGCCAUUAUGUGACGCUGAUCCAGCAGCAUUAGCAAAAUAUGUAUAUGCAUUGGUAAAAAAAGAUAAAACACUUGAUGAAUUACGUGGUGGUAUGGUAGAACAAUUGGAUGUAUUUUUACAACAUGAAACAAAAAGUUUUGUGGAGUUGUUAUUUAAAACAUUGGAAACACAAAAAUAUGAAUUACCAUUGCCAAAAAUUGAUUCAACAAUUGGUGGUACAACACCACCAUGUAUUAAUACACCAUCAAAUUUACAAAUUAUUAAAACUGAAAAUAUUGAUAUACAAAUACCAAUUGUUCCAAUAAUAUCAAGUCCAACAUUACAACAACAACAACAACAACAACAAACAAUUAUGCCAUUGCAAAUUAAUGGUUCAUCAAUAAUGCCAUUAUCAUCAUCAACAACAACAAUAACACCAACACAACAACAACUACCACCACCGACACCAACAUUAUCAUUACCACCAACAUCAGUUAUACCAUUAACAACAUCACCAACAAUUCCAAUAAUGAUUAAACGUGAAAAUAGAAAAUCAGAAUCAGAAAAAGAUGAUAAAGAUAAACGUCCAAGAAGUCGUGGUAGAUUACGUUCAAAAACAAGAUCUCGUUCACGUUCAUGGGAAAGAGAUCGUCGUCGUUCACGUAGUAGAGAUCAUAUACGUCGUGAUCGUGAACGUGAUCGUAGUCGUCCAUGGAGAAAUAAAUCACCACCAUCAUCAAGUGUUCGUAGACAUGAUAGAAGACGUAGUAGAAGUCGUAGUUUAUCACCAUUACGUACACGUAAUACACGUGAUAUUAUUGAUAAUCGUGAUCAUAGAUCACGUUUUCGUAAUAGAUCACCAUCACCAUUACGUUCAUCAUCACGUUCAAUUGAACGUAAAAAAUUAGAUAAAUUAGAACCACAGCAAUUACAAUCACAACAACAGCAACAACAACAACAUAGUCCAGAUGGUACAAUUAUACAAGAUAGUAAUCAUGGUGAUAUUGACAUGAGAUCAUCAUCAUCAACUAGUCAACCAGUACGUAGUGUUGUUAUUGCACCACCAUUUAAAAAUAAUAAUAAUAAUAAUCAACAACAACAACAAACAACAAAUGAUAAUUUUCAACAACAAAAACGUCGUUGUCGUGAUUUUGAUGAAAAGGGUUAUUGUAUGAGAGGUGAUUUAUGUCCAUAUGAUCAUGGUACUGAUCCAGUUGUACUUGAGGAUGUUGCAUUAAGUCGUGUAUUAACAUUUGGUCCACAUGGUGGACCAACAACAACAACACAACCAAUUGUUGGUAAUGUUGUUAAUGAUACACAACAACCAGGACAUAAUGGUAAUUCACAACCACCACAUUUACCACUUUCAACAUUACCACCAUUACCUCAUUUAAGAAAUCAACAUCAUGCUAAUAUGGGUACAUUUGCAGAAUAUAAUCCAGAUGCACCAAGUAUGGAACCACGUGGUUUACCAUGGCCAAGACAUCCUGGUCAAGCACCUGGUAUUUAUGGACGUGGACAACGUGAAUUAAUAAGUGUACCUGUAAUACCACAUCCAAAUCAAACAGAUAUUAAUCAUCAUCAACAACAACAGCAACAACAACAUCAACAACAACAGCAGCAACAGCAACAACAGCAGCAAAUAAAUCCACUUAAACGUAAACAAGCAUUUGAUUUUAAUCGUCUUGGACCAAAACAACGUGCUAUACAUAAUUCAUUAAAUUGUUCACUUGAAUUAAAAAAAGUACCACGUAUUUUAAAUAAUAUAACACAAUUGAAUAAUCAUUUUUCGAAAUUUGGUAAAAUUGUAAAUAUACAAGUUAAUUUUUGUGGUGAUCCAGAAGCUGCACUUGUUACAUUUCAAUUACCAGCUGAAGCAAAAGCUGCAUAUAGAAGUACUGAGGCUGUGUUAAAUAAUAGAUUUAUUAAAGUUUUUUGGCAUAAUACUGCUAAUAAUAAUAAUAGUAAUACAAAUACUAGUGUUGUUGGUGGUGGUGUUAGUGUUGGUGCUAUUGAAAAUGUACCACCAGGUAGUUGUCGUCCAUCAGUUAAAGAACGUCUUGGUGCUGCUGUUACAGUACCAAUUAAAAGUGAAAAUAAUGAAUAUGUACCAACUCGUCGUUCAACUGAUGAACAAUCACAAGUACAAUUACAACAGCAACAAACUCAACAAAUUCAACAACAAGCUACACAAAAUAUUGUACAAUCAGCACAAAAAUUAACAACAACAACUGGACCAACACGUGAAGACAAGGUACUUGCUAUUAAAAAAACUCAAGAAAUCCUUGCUGCCAAAGAAACAAUUAAAAAAAAACAAGAAGAAUCAAGAAAAGAAGCUAUUAAAUUAACAGCUGAUUUACGUAAACGUAAAGGUGAAUUAUUGGAAAAAAAUUUAAAUGAAAUACGUGUAUUAAUUGAUAAAGCUGAAAAAAAUCCAGAACAAAAAGAUGCAAUAAUGACAACAAUAAAAAUAUUACAACAAUCAAUUGAUGAAUUACGUAAAGAUUUAUCAAUAAAUAAUGGUCAAAUAACAACAACAGCAACAACAGGUGUUCAAACAAAUAAUAAUACUAAUAGUAAUAAUAGUAAUAGUAAUUUUAAUAAUAAUAGUAAUAUUAAAACACAAAUUAAAACACGUGAACAAACACAAAAAGAAAUACUUGAUGCUGAGCUUGAUUUAAUGACAGCACAACAAGAAGGACAAGAUGCUGGUGAAUUACAAAAGAGACUGAAUGAAUUAAAAUUACAAGCUGCUGUAUUAGGUAUUAGUACUGGUGCUGUUGUUGCACGUAGUGUUAAAACAGCACGUGUUAUUAGAGGUGGACAUUCAUUAACUUAUCGUGGUGGACGUGGUGGUAUUGGUGGUGGUGUUGUUGUUGGACGUGGUAGUUAUGCACAUGUUUCUGUUGAUCAUAGACCAACAAGUCUUUUAAUAUCAGGUUAUGAAUCUGAUGAUAAAACCGAAGUACUUGCACAUUUUCAACAAUAUGGUGAAAUAGUCAAUCAAAUUGUUGAUGAUGCAACGCCUUCAAUUGUGAUAAAUUAUAAAUCAAGAAAAGAAGCUGAAGUAGCACUUAUUAAAGGUAGAACUUUUCAAGAUAGAUUAUUAUCAGUAACAUGGGUAUCAUCACAUCAUCUUCAUCGUGGUGCUGUUGGUAGUACGGUUGCUGGAGGUGGUGGAGCUGGUGGUGGUGGUAGUGUUGGUAGUGUUGGUAAUAAUAAUACAAAUUCAGCUCUAUCAGUACGUACUGAACAAACACAAAUAACCGAUGAGGACAUUGAUCUUGAGAGCGCAGCUGAAGCAUUACUUCUUGAAGAAAACGAGGAAGAAGAGGAGGAGGAUGGUGAACCAAGAAGCUGGAGACGAUAGCAGUAUACAAUUUGACAUAGUUUUACUGCUAUUAAAUACAGUAACGCAUGCACUAAAUGUCGUGUACACAAUGUCAUCGUUGAAACAUCAUCAUCACCAUCAACAAUCAAACAAUAUCUUUAUAAUAAUCCAAAUUUUAUUAAUAUAAUGUUUUUAUGGAUUAUUAAAUAUAUAUUGUUUUUUGUAUCAUGAGUGUUAAUAUAAUAUUUGUUAAUAAUAAUUGUAUCAAUUUUUUUUUUUUUUUUUCAUGCGUUAUAAGUUUAAAUUUAAAAAAAAUUAUAAAUUUGUAAUAAACUUUAAACGCACUUGAUAAUAACAUUGAAAAACAAAGCAAAAAAAAAAAAAAAUAUUAAUUAAAAAAAAGAAAAAAAAAAAAAAAUGAUUUACUAAAAGAAAAAAAAAAUUUAAUAUUUAAAAAAAAAAAUAAAAAACAAAACAAAUUUACAUUUUAAAAAAAAAAAAAGAAAAAAGAAAAAAAAAAAUUAAGUAAAUUUUCAAAAAAAAAAAAAAAAAAAAAAAAAAAAAUUAAUUUAAAAAAAGACAAAGAGAUAAAUAAUUAAAAAAAAAAAAAAAGAAGCGACUAAUAAAUUAUCCCAUUAUUUGUAGAAUAAAUCGCUAUGUUUUGUAUGGGAAAAAAAAAAAAAAACAGC